AUGCCGACCCCCGAGUCUGCGAUGUUCCUGGCACAAAAGCCCAAGGUGCCCCCAACCUUUGACGGCGUCGACUACGACGACACCAAGGCAUUCAAGCAGGCACAGGACGCCAUCAUCCGCGAACAAUGGGUCGGCGCUAUGAUGCUGCGCCUUGUCGGCGAGGAAUUGGGAAAGUGCUACAAGAAGGAGGGCGUGAACCACUUGGAGAACUGCGGUCACCUCAGAGAAAAAUACCUGCAGCUGUUGAAGGAGAAGAAGGUUAAGGGCACACUGUUUGAGCAGCAGAACUAUAUCAGCAAGCAGCAAUAG
Messenger RNA from Colletotrichum orchidophilum, 309 nucleotides. RefSeq names its product NADH-ubiquinone oxidoreductase 12 kDa subunit. Lineage: Eukaryota; Fungi; Ascomycota; Sordariomycetes; Glomerellales; Glomerellaceae. The record is from RefSeq and is a predicted model, not a curated record. The transcript is spliced from 2 exons. The coding region runs from base 1 to 309 and encodes 102 amino acids.